UGAACAUUGAGGAACAUCCAAAUAAUUCCAUGCUUCAAACAUUGCAAAGCAGAAACAAUCCCAAUUCCACUGACAGCACCACCGUAUGCGAUACUUCUCAACAAGCUUCAUCAGCAUGUCGAAACGAAUCUCCUUCAAAGUCGAAGGCACAGUCCAAGGCGUGAACUUCCGCUCCUUCACAGCCGAAAAAGCUCAAUCCCUCAGUGUGACAGGAUACGUCAAGAACGCAAGUGAUGGAACUGUGGUCGGAGAAGCCCAAGGCUCAUCCUCCAACCUCGACAAAUUCGUCCAACACUUGAACAUGGGUCCCCGCGCAGCAAAAGUCAGCAAGGUGGACCAAAAGGACAUCGAUACCAAAGAUGGAGAGAGUUCUUUUGAGCAGUGAGUUGUGUGUUCUCACAAUAUAUGAGAUGAGAACAUUCAGAUGGCUUUCAACGACUUUGUGGCUGGUGGAGUUGACUGGAGAGUAGGAUCAGGCGAUGAUCAGAGAAGACAACCACUCGCUCAAAGGAAGAAAGAAUUAGAAACUCCCAAAAACCGUGGAUAAAGAUAUGGGAAGAAGAAGAUGGGCUCGAUUGGCACGAACUACUACCUAAUC
Cercospora beticola is the source of this 598-nucleotide messenger RNA. Lineage: Eukaryota; Fungi; Ascomycota; Dothideomycetes; Mycosphaerellales; Mycosphaerellaceae. The record is from RefSeq and is a predicted model, not a curated record.